This is a messenger RNA of Mauremys mutica (yellowpond turtle), 5419 nucleotides long. RefSeq names its product HR lysine demethylase and nuclear receptor corepressor (gene HR). NCBI's taxonomy places the organism in Eukaryota, Metazoa, Chordata, Testudines, Geoemydidae. The record is from RefSeq and is a predicted model, not a curated record. Bases 329 to 4654 code for a protein of 1441 amino acids. Gene Ontology annotation, cellular component: chromatin; histone deacetylase complex. Gene Ontology annotation, molecular function: transcription coregulator activity; histone H3K9 demethylase activity; chromatin DNA binding. Gene Ontology annotation, biological process: regulation of transcription by RNA polymerase II. The transcript is spliced from 19 exons.
GAGCCUGCACACACAUGGCUCGCAGCACUGCACAGGGCUGUAUUUUUAGCAGACGGUAUCAAAAGCAUAAUUAUGUCUGUUGUUUAAAUGCAGCCUCUUUGUUGGCAGCUCGCAGAGCCUUCAGCUGGCUCCCAGGCUAUGCUACCAACAAGGAGGGCAAGGAGACACAAUGAGAAACCCAAUCCUCAGCUGCUCUGAGACUGCCUGAGCCCAGAGGGGUCCAGGUGGCAGGGGAUAGAAGUCCCCUCUCCAGGAUCUGGGAAUACCUUCCAUUCAGGGUACAGUGCACCUGGGAGGACAGUCAGCACCAUAUGCCGGGGAACAAACCAUGGAAAGUGACGCCAAGAACGGGGAGGCUGCGCCGAGCUGGAGGAGACCUCAGGGAGGAGCCCAAGAAACCCAGGUGCUAGAGACCGUGGUUGGAGCCGUACGCAGGAGCGGAAGUGCGGCACUGGGGAUCCCUUCCAAGAGCUGUCGGGAUGGGGUGGACCUGAGCUGCGGGCCUGGGCCUGACUCAGCGCUGUGCCCCGGGGAGAAGGCCUCUUUGUGGAAGCAUGCUGAGAGGGCGAAGGAGUUCUCUCCAUGUCUGAGAUGGGGCCGAGAGACCCUCGGGGGGCUGGAGACAGCACUGGACUCUCCGUACCAUCCUGCCGUUGAAGCAGAUUUCUCCAAGCGCAUGGAGGCCAGGCACCAGCUCCCCAGGAGGAUGCAACCGAAGGAGACACCCGAGUUCCAGCUCCACUCCGAGCCCAAGAAUGGGGAGGUAAAUAUCAGCUGGGUGGAGCAGAAUAAAGACAGGCCUGGCCCUAUGUGGACAGAGGCCAUGCUGGCCAGGCAGCUGGCUCUGUACAACCACGCUUACCACAAUUACCCCCUGCCGUUAUCUGGGCUGGAAAACCAAAGCCCGGCUGCCACUGGCAAACCUUACCAGCUAUCUGAGCAAGACUCCCUCCACUCCGCCAGUCCCUCUGGGGACAGCGCGGGCGAUCCUCCUUCCUUCCACCGCCUGAACGCCCACUGCCCCUUCCUGGUGGAGGCCAAGCUGGCGGAGAGGAACCCCUUCUUGGCUUCCUCCAUUGGAUCAGCAAGCACUCCAGCUGAGUCUGCCUAUGGCAAUAGCUUGGCCAGCCUAGCCCUGGCUGGCCAGCCCCAGGACUGCCCCUCUGCCUUGGGAGAGGCCAAGUACACUGACCCAGAUUGGCAUCGGGCACCUUACCCACGCGCAUGGAGCCAGCCGGUGUACCUGGCACCCCAUCCAAGAACAAAGACCCCGUCUGCUUUUGAAACCUGCUCCAGCUCAGGUAGCAAGGAGUUUUACCAGAAGAAGGAUCCUGGCUUUCCCCACACAGGAAAGGACCUGGCCCCUAUGCCUGACCGGGCGCAGCCUCGGCUGCUCGGCCAGUACGAGGUGGGGAAGGUGAAGCGAGAUGGAGAAAGCGAGAUGGAGGUGACCUAUGUGGAGCCCACGCGGAAGGGAGCUGAGCAGAGGGGGUGCAUGACACUGGCCCCUCCCAGUGACCAAACUCUUCCUAACAACCAUGGCCAAAUGGGUCAGCCGCUGUUCUACCUAAAGCACAAGGUGGCAGAGAGUUUGUGGUCCAGCCGGCCCCUGAUUCUGGAUUAUCCUCUCAGCAAAGCACCGGCCAGGCCCUCUGAGUCCAAAGACGAAAGCCUCAUGUACCAAAGCCUGAAGCCUGGCUCCCCUGUGGUGCUGCAGGAAUCCUCUGGCUCUUCGCUCACGGACAGAGCCCAGCCCCCUGCCCUUUCCAAAGUAGAGCUCCCAUCCAGGAUGGAGGUGCUUCCAGCUCAUGCUCUCCCUUGCAAAUGCUCUCCUUGGGACUGCCCCCUGAGAUGCUGCAAGAGGUGCCAGGGGGCAGGCUGCGACGCUGUCAACUCCUUUGGCACCAGAAAUGAGAUGCCUGGGCCAUACCAAGACAUAGAUGGAGCCUUAGGAGGACAUGGCAUCCAACGGGGCAAGGUUUCCUCCCUGCUGCCCUGCCCUCCCAGCAAUCACCACACCAAGCUGAAGAAGACGUGGCUGACCAGGCACUCGGAGCAGUUCAGAUGCCCUGCUAGCUGCCUCGGGGACAAAGGGGCUCCUGGUCAGAUCAAAGAGGGUUUACCUCUGAGGUUCAAAGCUUUAAAGAGGGAAGGCCAGGAGAGUGCCGAAGAAGCAGACCGAUCUGGCAAACGGACAGCUAAGCGGCCUCACAGCCAUGUCUCUGGGGAGGAUCUCUGGAGCCCAUGCGUGGACAGGGGUAGCUAUUCAGCAAAACGGAGCUCAAAGGUAGCAGAGGAGGAGGCGCUAAAUCCCACGAGGAAGGAUUGUGAGGCCCCGGAGCAGAGGGAGGUGCUCCCAGCAAUGGGAAGGAAAGCAGAUGCAGGAGAGGGAGGGCUCCUGAGUUGCAACGGAGAGGAUGCUGGAGAGCAGAAGGAGAAGCGAUACCUACAGAGCGUUCCAUGUAUGGCCCUCCCUGACUGCAUUGAGAGGUGUUGUGCUUGUGCCUCCAAGGACGGGAUGGGCGCUGUGCUCCGGGAGGAGGAGGAAGAACCUGUGGAAACCUUCUGUAGGCUCCUGCAUUUCCGAAGGCUGGCGUUCUGUGAUAGCGGAGAGCUGAGCGUGGAUGGAUUUUCCACGCUGGACGAAGCUGAGGGCGAGAGCUUAUGCCUGAGGAUCUCCAGCAGGGAGAGAAGGGCCCAGGACAUCAGCACCAGCCUCAGCCUCGCCAAGUAUCUCCUCUCCGUCCUGGGGGACCAGUUCUGUGAGGCCAUCAGGAGAGACAGAGAGGCUUGGCUGUGGGCGCAAGGGGAAAAUGAAAGGGUGACCGCCUGGCGGCGAGGGAAAGGCGCCCUGCAGGCCUGCGAUGCCUGCCAGCACGGCCUCUUCAACGCUCACUGGAGCUGCUCCAGCUGUGGGUUCCAGCUGUGCUUGGAGUGCUACCGGACCAAGAGAGAGCGAGCCAGCCCAGCCCGGGCAGAGGAGUCUGUGCAGUCGGCCAAGUGUGUCCAAGGGCAGGGCCAUGACGUUCUGUCCCUCAUCCCUGCGCAGUUCAUUCCCACCCACGUCCUGGCUGAGCUCUGGAAGCUGAUGCACGAAGUGCAGGUGAAGUUUGACAUCGAGUCGCGCUGCCCCUGCAGACUGAGCAUCCUGAGCAAGAGCCUCACCGGCAACAUGGGGGGCGGACAGAAGGAGGAGAUGGGGAACAUGACACCUUCGCUACAACCUGCCAGCAACGGAGAGACAGAUGGCUCGAGGGUAAUCAAGGAAGAAAGCCCAGACUCCGUCCACCCGCUGAGCAAGCAAGGCCCCAAGGGCACAGUGCAGACGUCCACCCUCUGUGAGCUCCUGACCUCUACGGCCAUCAAGCUGUGCCUGGGGCAGAACGGCGUCCGCAUGGCGUUCGCGCCCGUCUCCCCGGCCUUGCCCAGCGACAACCGGAUCACCAACAUCCUGGACAGCAUCAUCGCCCAGGUGGUGGAGAGGAAGAUCCAGGAGAAGCACUCAGAGUGUGAGCUGCGGAGUCCCAGCCCUCCCGAGCUGCAGGUCUCCCACUGCAUCCUGGCCCCAGGGGGACUCCUGUGGCUUCACGAUCCAAACCACUCCUGCAACUACAGGCUCUUCCAGGAGCACUGGAGGCAGGGCCAGCCUGUCUUGGUUUCAGGGCUGCAGAAGACACUGAAGAGAAACCUGUGGGAGCCCGGGUCAUUCUGCCACGAACAGCGGGGGCAGGAGGUGCAGGCGGUGAAUCUGCGAAGCCAGCCGGGCUGGACAAGGAUCAGCAGCAAGGACUUCUGGGACGGCUUUGCCUCCAGUGCCAAAUGCCUGGAGACAGAGAACAGUGGGGGGAACCUGCUCAAGCUGGAGAGCGGCUUUGGGGACAUGCCAAUGUGCAGGGCUGAAAACCUCUAUGCCAGUUUGCCACUGCUGGAGUACUGCGGGCAUGAUGGAAAGAUGAACUUAGCUUCGUACCUGCCGGGUAGCCAAGGCAGGCAGUGGCUGAGUCCCCAGAUCUGUGCUGCCUAUGGUGUGGCCCCCGAGGACAGGACCAUUGGGACCAAAAACCUGACAGUGGAGGCGACAGAUUCCAUCAGCGUCUUGGUGUACGUUGGGGCGUACCCGCUGGACGGGCACAGUGCCCAGAAAGAGAUUCUCCGGAGGGUGGAAGACGAUGGAGUUGAUGAUGUGCUUAAGGAGCGGCUCUGGAACACGAGGAACUGGGCAGGAGCCCUGUGGCACGUCUUCCGAGCGGAGGAUGCUGACUGCAUUGAGGGGUUCUUACAGAAGGUGUGCAAAGCCCAAGGGCAGGACGGGGCGGCCCAGCUGGAUCUGAAUGGCCACAGGAGCUGCUACUUGGAUGCGUCUCUGCGGAGGAGGCUGCGGGAGGAAUGUGGCGUGAGCAGCUGGACCCUUCUCCAGUUCCUGGGGGAUGCAGUGCUGGUGCCAACAGGGGCUCCACACCAGGUGCAGAGCCUUAGCAGUACCAUCAGCGUCACACAGAGAUUCCUCUCGCCAGAGAACGCUGCCCGCUCGGCCCGGCUCGCAGCCCAGACCACAGACCCUGCCGGCACGGUACAGAGACUUCGUGCACAGAUGGACAGCAUGGUGUAUGGUGCUGUGAGGGAGGCAGUGGGGACCCUGCAGGGCUACACUUAAGGCACUGGCAGGCAUGCAGCGUGGAGGCAGGGGGCUGGCUUCAGACCGGGGCCUCCAGGAGUCCAGGAAGCAGAAUUGAAACAAAGGGGGCAGCAGCACAGGAUUCCUGGGGAGCCCCACAUCCGCCUGUCUGGAUGGGGAGCGGCUCUUUGGCACUGACUAUGACAGGCCAGGGUUGUCAGGCUGAAGUGACUAGAGCGCAGGGCCUGUGACGAGGAAGAGGCUGCUGGACAAAAUGGGGCCAAAACAUGCUCAGGCCCAGCCACUCCCCUGCUCCGGGAAGGGCAGAAGCUGUGAUGUGGACAGGUAGGAGGGGAUGAGCCAUCUGAGAGACCAUCCGCCCAAGGGAUGUGACCCCCAGCUGUUCCAUACAGCCCCUGCCAGGAGCCAGCGGUUUGCAUGGGAUUCAAGCUUCCAGCGACACACGGGACUCCUGGGUUCCUAUUGCAACCGUUCUGCACUGAGCACUUGUCCGAUAUGCUGCUGCCGGCUGUGCCAGCCCCGCCUACCCGGCAGAGCCCGCGCCAUGCCCACACGACGUCACACCCGGUGCUCGUUCCGAAGGCGUCUUCCCACCGCUCGCCCUGACAAUGUCACGCUUGGUGCUUACUUCGGCAAUGUCACGCCACGGUGCUUGCUCCCGGGGGCGGCGUGCUCUGCCAGGUCUCUGUCCCCGCAAAUCCUCUCAGGGUGGAGGUGAGGGCCGAUGGGCCUGGGGUGGGGGAGCCAUGGAAAAUAAAUGUCUGAGACGAGUCUUUGAGGAGA